GUAUAAGCCUAUGCAGAAAGUGGAUGGAGUUACAGAUGGCUUCACAGGAAGUGGUCAACAGACAGGCACAUCUGUUGAACAAACUGUAAUCGCCCAAAGUCAACAUCAUCAACAGUUUUUAGAUGCGUCUCGAGUACUUCCAGAGUUUGGAGAAGUUGAAAUAUCUUCUCUACCAGAUGGUACAACCUUUGAGGACAUCAAAUCACUGCAGAGUCUUUAUAGAGAGCACUGUGAGGCAAUACUGGAUGUGGUUGUGAAUCUUCAAUUCAGCCUGAUAGAAAAAUUGUGGCAAACUUUCUGGCGCUAUUCUCCCUCUGCUCCACCCGAUGGCACUACUAUUACUGAACCAAGCAAUCUGAGUGAAAUAGAAAGUCGACUUCCAAAAGCAAAACUGAUUACUCUGUGCAAGAAUGAGUCUAUUCUGAAAUGGAUGUGUAACUGUGACCAUGUGAUGUACCAGGCUUUGGUGGAGAUUCUCAUUCCCGACGUCCUUAGACCUAUUCCUAGUGCCUUGACCCAAGCCAUUCGCAAUUUUGCAAAAAGCCUUGAAGGUUGGCUUUCAAAUGCCAUGAACAAUAUUCCACAGAGGAUGAUACAAACCAAGGUUGCCGCUGUAAGUGCCUUUGCCCAGACUCUGCGAAGAUAUACAUCUCUUAAUCACCUGGCUCAAGCAGCUCGUGCUGUACUUCAGAAUACUUCUCAAAUCAACCAGAUGCUCAAUGAUCUUAACCGUGUUGAUUUUGCCAAUGUUCAGGAGCAGGCUUCCUGGGUGUGCCAGUGUGAUGACAACAUGGUUCAGAGAUUAGAAACAGAUUUCAAGAUGACCCUUCAACAGCAAAGCACUCUGGAGCAGUGGGCUGCCUGGCUUGAUAAUGUAAUGAUGCAAGCAUUGAAACCUUAUGAAGGAAGACCCAGCUUUCCUAAAGCAGCACGGCAAUUUCUGUUAAAAUGGUCUUUCUACAGCUCAAUGGUGAUUCGAGAUUUAACCUUGCGCAGUGCUGCUAGCUUUGGCUCUUUUCAUCUGAUCCGCUUGCUUUAUGAUGAAUACAUGUUUUACUUAGUAGAACAUCGUGUCGCUCAGGCAACAGGAGAGACACCUAUUGCAGUUAUGGGAGAGUUUGGUGAUUUGAAUGCCGUGUCCCCUGGAAAUAUGGAUAAAGAUGAGGGCAGUGAAGUUGAAAGUGAAAUAGAUGAAGAGCUGGACGAAAAUGGAGAGCCACAAGCCAAGAGGGAGAAAACCGAUCUAAACCAGGCAUUCCAGGUGGACUGCAUGCAGCCAGUGCUUGAGAGUGGAGUACAGCAGAACCUCCUGAACCCAAUUCAUAAUGAGCACAUUGUUGCAACUACUCAGACUAUCAGACAAUGCAGUGCUACUGGAAAUACAUACACUGCAGUCUAAUAUGAAAGCUCCCCACCCGACACACACCCCAUUACAUUAGCCCUUUCGGCUUAAUA
This is a messenger RNA of Antrostomus carolinensis (chuck-will's-widow), 1455 nucleotides long. RefSeq names its product transcription factor RFX3. NCBI's taxonomy places the organism in Eukaryota, Metazoa, Chordata, Aves, Caprimulgiformes, Caprimulgidae. Gene Ontology annotation, molecular function: RNA polymerase II cis-regulatory region sequence-specific DNA binding; DNA-binding transcription factor activity, RNA polymerase II-specific. The record is from RefSeq and is a predicted model, not a curated record. Gene Ontology annotation, biological process: regulation of transcription by RNA polymerase II. The transcript has 10 exons. The annotation marks the transcript as partial.